This is a messenger RNA of Tripterygium wilfordii, 5752 nucleotides long. Its product is annotated as ABC transporter C family member 2-like. The coding region runs from base 401 to 5278 and encodes 1625 amino acids. Gene Ontology annotation, biological process: transmembrane transport. The record is from RefSeq and is a predicted model, not a curated record. NCBI's taxonomy places the organism in Eukaryota, Viridiplantae, Streptophyta, Magnoliopsida, Celastrales, Celastraceae. Gene Ontology annotation, molecular function: ATP hydrolysis activity; ABC-type transporter activity; ATP binding. Gene Ontology annotation, cellular component: membrane. The transcript has 29 exons.
AAUCCCAAAGCUGUGGUGAAGGAGUCUACUUUCAGUGCACAAAAAUCAAACGGCGGUACAAUAAUACCCCACCAUCGGCAUCGAUCGCCCUCUUAAAUUAUAGCGUCAGAUCGUCAGCGGUGACGCAUAAUGUUUUGGUUUUAAACACAAAAGUUCAUCUGGUCUUUGUUUCAGCAGAAUCGGAAUAAUCAAAUCCUCGUUAGCCAUAUUCGCAGGCACCAGCUCUGGAGGAAGAGGAAAUUGAAGUUUGUAGCUCUGUACCAGGUGUCCGUUUUGCUCCUUUUAGGAUUGUUUCUUCAAGGUCUUGCUCUAGGAAAAUUGGGAAUCUAAGAAAAGAAACAGUACAGGAUGAAUCUUUAAGUGAAGAGGAGUCUGGAGUGGCUUAUUAAGUUGUGAUAAAAUGGCUUUUCAGCCUUUGGUUUGGUAUUGUCGGCCGGUGGCUAAUGGGGUGUGGACCCGAGCAGUGGAAAAUGCCUUUGGCUCGUACACUCCCUGUGCUACUGACUCUCUGGUGCUUACCCUUACUCAUUUGGUUCUCUUGGCUCUGUGCUUGUACCGAAUUUGGCUACUCAAGAAGGAUUUCAAAGUUCAGCGGUUUUGCUUGAAGUCAAAGUUGUAUAACUAUAUGCUGGGUUUAUUGGCUAUCUAUUGUACUGCGGAGCCUUUAUUUCGAUUGAUUAUGGGCUAUUCAGUGCUGAAUUUGGACGGACAGACGAGUCUUGCUCCCUAUGAGAUGGUUUCUCUAAUUAUUGAGUCUUUUACUUGGUGCUCAAUGCUGGUCAUGAUUGGCAUGGAAACCAAAGUUUACAUCCGUGAGUUCCGAUGGUUUGUUAGAUUUGGAGUAUUUUACACUUUGAUUGGAGAUGCCGUGUUGCUCAAUGUCAUUCUUUCGGUGAAGAAGUUUUACAACAGCAAUGUAUGGUAUUUGUACGUUAGUGAGGUCUUCUUUCAGGGUUUGUUUGGAAUCCUUCUCCUUGUGUAUCUUCCUGAUUUGGAACCUUAUCCCGGUUACACUCCAUUACGCACUGAAUCCGUUGAUGGUUCUGAAUAUGAAGAACUUCCAGGAGAAGAGCAGAUAUGUCCUGAGAGACAUGUCAACAUAUUUUCGAAAAUUACUUUUGCAUGGGUGAAUCCUCUCAUGAAACUAGGCUAUAAAAGACCCCUUACGGACAAGGAUAUCUGGAAACUAGACACUUGGGACCGGACUGAAACCCUAAACAGCAUGUUUCAGAAAUGUUGGUCUAAGGAAUCACAAAAGCCAAAACCUUGGCUUUUAAGAGCAUUGAAUAAUAGCCUUGGAGGAAGGUUUUGGUGGGGAGGCUUCUGGAAGAUUGGCAAUGAUGUUUCCCAAUUUGUAGGGCCACUUAUACUGAACCAGCUGUUGCAGUCCAUGCAACGAGGGGAUCCAGCUUGGAUUGGUUACGUCUAUGCCUUCUCAAUUUUUCUUGGAGUGGUAUUUGGGGUUCUAUGUGAAGCUCAAUAUUUUCAGAAUGUGAUGCGUGUCGGUUUUCGUCUGAGAUCAACUUUGAUUGCUGCUGUAUUCCGCAAAAGUCUGAAGCUAACCCAUGAGGGUCGUCAGAAGUUUGCAUCUGGAAAAAUCACCAAUUUGAUGACUACUGAUGCUGAAGCACUUCAGCAAAUAUGCCAAUCACUUCACGCUCUUUGGUCAGCUCCAUUCCGGAUCACUGUUGCAUUAGUCCUUCUUUAUCAGGAACUUGGUGUUGCUUCCCUUCUUGGUGCAUUGAUGCUGCUUUUUCUGUUUCCCAUUCAGACACUUAUUAUUAGCAGGAUGCAAAAGUAUUCCAAGGAGGGUUUGCAGCGUACAGAUAAAAGAAUUGGCCUUAUGAAUGAAAUUUUGGCUGCAAUGGACACUGUGAAAUGUUAUGCAUGGGAGAAUAGUUUUCAGUCUAAAGUUCAAAAUGUGCGGAAUGAUGAAUUGUCGUGGUUCCGGAAAGCAUCACUUCUAGGAGCGGGUAAUAGUUUUAUAUUGAACAGCAUUCCGGUGGUUGUAACGGUUGUUUCAUUUGGUCUCUUCACAUUGCUUGGAGGAAACCUGACACCUGCAAGGGCAUUCACAUCUCUUUCCUUGUUUGCUGUGCUCCGCUUUCCACUGUUCAUGCUUCCUAAUAUAAUUACUCAGGUGGUAAAUGCAAAUGUGUCCUUGAAGCGUUUGGAGGAUCUAUUUUUAGCUGAAGAGAGAAUCCUUCUACCAAACCCUCCUCUUGAUCCUCAGCUACCUGCCAUCUCAAUUAGAAAUGGAUACUUCUCUUGGGAUUCGAAGGCUGAGAGGAUGACUUUAUCAAACAUCAAUUUGGAUGUACCAGUCGGUAGCCUAAUUGCAAUUGUUGGCAGUACCGGGGAAGGAAAAACGUCUCUUAUUUCUGCUAUGCUUGGAGAGCUUCCUGCUAGGUCAGAUGCAAGUGUAACUGUUAGAGGAACUGUUGCUUACGUUCCUCAAGUUUCAUGGAUUUUCAAUGCAACUGUUCGUGAUAACAUUUUAUUUGGAUCCUCCUUUCAAUCAGCAAGAUAUGAGAGGGCAAUAGAUGUGACUGCAUUGCAGCAUGACCUUGACUUGCUGCCUGGUGGCGAUCUUACUGAGAUUGGUGAAAGAGGAGUGAAUAUUAGUGGUGGACAAAAGCAAAGAGUUUCCAUGGCUAGGGCAGUGUAUUCUAGUUCCGAUGUAUACAUUUUUGAUGAUCCCCUAAGUGCUCUUGAUGCUCAUGUAGGUCGACAGGUUUUUGAUAAAUGUAUCAAAGGAGAAUUGAGUGGGAAAACUCGAGUUCUUGUCACAAACCAGCUUCAUUUCCUAUCACAAGUUGAUAGAAUCAUUCUUGUCCAUGAGGGUAUGGUGAAAGAGGAGGGAACCUUUGAAUAUCUCUCUGAUAAUGGUGUGCUGUUCCAAAAGCUAAUGGAAAACGCAGGAAAAGUGGAAGAAUAUGUUGAAGAGAAGGAAGUUGGUGAAGCCUUUGAUAAUAAAACCUCUUCAACUGUUGUUUCUAAUGGGGUUGCAAAUGAUUUGGAAAUGAAUUCCAGGCAAACAAUCAAAAAGAAAGAAAACAAAUCUAUUCUUAUCAAGCAGGAAGAACGAGAGACAGGUGUUGUCAGUUGGAAAGUCUUGGAGAGGUACAAGAAUGCAUUGGGAGGGCUAUGGGUGGUGAUGAUACUAUUUAUGUGCUACUUCUUAACGGAAGUUUUACGAGUUUCUAGUAGCACAUGGUUGAGUAAUUGGACAGAUCAAGGUGCUUCAGUGAGACAUGGACCAGGUUACUACAAUUUGGUCUAUGCACUUUUGUCCUUUGGUCAGGUUUUGGUAACACUACUUAAUUCAUAUUGGUUGAUCAUUUCAAGUCUAUAUGCGGCCAAAACGUUGCAUGAUCUUAUGCUGACUUCCAUGUUAAGAGCUCCAAUGGUCUUCUUCCACACAAGUCCACUUGGACGUAUUAUCAAUAGGUUUGCAAAGGAUCUUGGUGACAUCGAUAGGAAUGUUGCCGUGUUUAUGAACAUGUUUCUGGGCCAAGUGUCGCAGCUUCUUUCUACUUUUGUUCUGAUAGGGAUUGUGAGCACGAUGUCCUUGUGGGCUAUAAUGCCACUAUUGGUUCUGUUUUAUGGAGCCUAUCUUUAUUAUCAGAGCACUGCUCGUGAAGUGAAGCGUUUGGAUUCCAUAACGAGAUCACCAGUCUAUGCACAAUUUGGGGAAGCAUUAAAUGGCCUCUCCACUAUCCGUGCAUACAAAGCUUAUGAUCGGAUGGCUGACAUCAAUGGGAGGUCUAUGGACAAUAAUAUAAGAUUCACUCUUGUGAACAUGAGUUCCAACCGCUGGCUUGGAAUUCGUUUGGAAACGCUGGGAGGCCUCAUGAUUUGGUUUACAGCUACCUUUGCUGUCAUGCAGAAUGGAAGUGCAGAAAACCAGCAAGCUUUCGCAUCUACAAUGGGUUUGCUUCUCAGCUAUGCUUUAAACAUUACUGGCUUAUUGACUGGCGUACUUAGACUGGCAAGCCUUGCUGAAAAUAGUUUCAAUGCUGUUGAGCGAAUUGGGACAUACAUAGAUCUACCUUCAGAGGGUCCAGCAAUUAUUGAGAGCAACCGACCUCCUCCUGGGUGGCCAUCUUCAGGAUCCAUCAAGUUCGAGGAUGUUGUCCUACGUUACCGGCCAGAACUUCCUCCAGUCCUGCAUGGACUGUCUUUCACAAUAUCUCCCAGUGACAAGGUCGGCAUAGUUGGUAGGACUGGAGCUGGAAAGUCUAGCAUGCUCAAUGCUUUAUUUCGAAUUGUAGAGCUAGAAAGAGGAAGGAUCUUGAUCGACGGGUGCGAUAUUGCGAAGUUUGGUCUAAUGGAUCUCCGCAAAGUACUUGGUAUCAUACCACAGUCACCGGUUCUUUUCUCAGGAACUGUGCGGUUUAAUCUUGAUCCUUUUAAUGAACAUAAUGACGCUGACCUUUGGGAGGCCUUAGAAAGGGCACAUUUGAAGGAUGUCAUUAGGAGGAAUUCUUUGGGUCUAGAUGCUGAGGUUUCAGAGGCUGGUGAAAACUUCAGUGUUGGACAGAGGCAACUCCUAAGUCUUGCUCGUGCAUUAUUGCGUAGAUCAAAGAUACUUGUUCUGGAUGAGGCCACUGCAGCCGUUGAUGUCAGAACUGAUGCUCUUAUCCAGAAAACUAUCCGAGAAGAAUUCAGAUCUUGUACAAUGCUAAUUAUUGCUCACCGGCUCAAUACCAUUAUUGACUGUGACAGGAUCCUUCUGCUCGAUUCUGGCCGGGUUCUAGAAUAUGAUACUCCAGAGGAACUUCUUUCAAAUGAAGAUAGUGCCUUCUCUAAGAUGGUUCAGAGCACUGGGGCUGCAAAUGCUCAGUACUUGCGCAGUUUGGUACAAGGUGGAGAAGGAGAGAACAAAUUUGACAGGGAAGAAAAUAAGCAGUUAGAUAGAAAGCGUAAAUGGUUGGCCUCUUCUCGAUGGGCUGCUGCUACCCAGUAUGCACUUGCUGUUAGCCUCACGUCGUCACAGAAUGACCUUCAACGCUUGGAAAUUGAAGAUGAGUACAGUAUCCUCAAGAAAACAAAGGAUGCAGUCAUAACUCUACAAGGAGUUCUUGAAGGGAAACAUGACAAAGUAAUUGACGAGUCACUAAACCAAUACCAAAUUUCUAGAGAUGGAUGGUGGUCUUCUCUUUACAGAAUGGUCGAAGGUCUUGCAAUGAUGAGCAGAUUAGCCGGUAACAGGCCUCGCCCAUCAGGCUUUGGUUUUGAAGACAAAUCAAUUGACUGGGAUCAUAUUGACACAUAGGGAGCACCACCUGACUGAAAUUUGUUUCAUACUUCAUAGUAGCAGCGGCUGCUAUGUAAUUGCAAAGUAAGUUCUGGAGUUUGUACUAAAAGCUCCAGACGGUUGGGGUGAUUUUAGUGGCAGGAUUUUUUUACAUCUGACUUGCAUGAGUUUUGAACCACACCCCCCCCCCCCCCCCCCCAAUUAGAAACAUGCCCUUAAAGUUUGUGCAUUUCAAUAGAAUUGAAUAAUUUAAGUGAUUAUAAUUAGUCAAAAAUAAAAGCUCCUAAUGGAGGGGAGCCUAAAAGAAGCUCAAGAGACUGAUUAAGAAUUUUUUUUUUCCCAUGCACGCGACAAUGUCAGUUUUCCAUGUACUGCUUUGUAUUUUUAGGCUCUUACGUAAGACAUGAUUCCCCCUUGCCCCUCUGUUUCUUCUUUUGAAGAGAUAUCUCAUUGUUUCAAUCAAUUUUCUAUGUAGAUAGGAUGUGAUAGUAA